CGUCUGCGCGACUGUUUUGGGGGCCGCCCCCUUCACCACUGCACCGCGCAGGACCUGAUCACACACAGACACACACACGCACACACACACACAUACUCACACACACACGCACACACACGGACUAGCAGCCAGCGUGAUAUCAGUAUACUCCUGGAGCAUAAAGUAGGGAAUGGCAGUCAAUGUUUACGCCACGUCUGUGUCCAUUGACAACCUCAGCAGACAUGACAUGCUGGCGUGGGUCAACGACUCCCUACUCCUCACGUACACUAAGAUCGAACAGUUGUGUUCAGGGGCAGCCUACUGCCAGUUCAUGGACAUGCUGUUCCCAGGUUGCGUGCUUCUAAAGAAGGUCAAAUUUCAGGCCAAGCUGGAACAUGAAUUCAUACACAACUUCAAGGUUCUCCAGGCGACAUUCAAGAGGAUGAGUGUCGACAAAAUCAUCCCCGUAGAGAAGCUUGUCAAAGGCAAGUUCCAGGACAACUUUGAGUUCGUCCAGUGGUUCAAGAAGUUCUUCGACGCCAACUAUGACGGCAAGGAGUACGACCCGCUGCAGGCCAGACAAGGGCAGGAGAUCUCAGCUCCCCCGAACCCAGGUGAUCACUUUACCUACAGACCAAAGAGAACUCCAGCAGGACCCCAGAGAACGUCUCCUACCAUCCCCAAGAACGUGCCCACCCUGCAGCGCGUCCAGCACACCGCACCGCCCAUGAGGAAGAACCCUUCUCUGUCGAGAAACGGCGCCAGCGAUGCCGAGAUGCUCGAGCUCAAUCAACAGCUGAUGGAGUUGAAGUUGACCGUGGAUGGCCUGGAGAAGGAGAGAGACUUCUACUUCAGUAAACUACGGGACAUCGAACUCAUCUGCCAGGAGAACGAGAGCGAGACAAACACCACUCUGUCCAAGAUCAUCGACAUUCUCUACGCAACAGAGGAUGGCUUUGCCCCCCCAGAGGAUGAGGAGCUGGACCCACAAGCUCACCUGGACCAGGACGAAUACUGAAUCCCCCCCCCCC
This is a messenger RNA of Gadus morhua (Atlantic cod), 1010 nucleotides long. RefSeq names its product microtubule-associated protein RP/EB family member 3. The coding region runs from base 170 to 997 and encodes 275 amino acids. Gene Ontology annotation, molecular function: microtubule binding. The transcript has 7 exons. The record is from RefSeq and is a predicted model, not a curated record. Lineage: Eukaryota; Metazoa; Chordata; Actinopteri; Gadiformes; Gadidae.